AUGGAGAACAGGACAGAAGUGACACAGUUCAUCCUCCUAGGACUAACCAAUGCUCCAGAACUACAAGUUCCCCUCUUCAUCACUUUCACUGUCAUCUACCUCAUUGAUGUGCUUGGAAAUCUGGGUGUGAUCAUUUUGAUUCUCUGGGACUGUCGUCUCCACACUCCCAUGUACUUUUUUCUUGGUAAUUUGUCUCUGGUGGACAUCUGUUACUCUUCAGCUGUCACUCCCAUGGUCAUGACUGGGCUUAAAGGAAACAAGGUCAUUUUCUACAAUGAUUGUGCUGCUCAGGCAUUCUUUUUUGGAGCCUUCGCCAGUGUGGAAAAUUUACUCUUAGCCUCAAUGGCUUAUGACCGCUAUGCAGCAGUGUGCAAGCCCCUGCAUUACAGCACCAUCAUGACUACUAAUGUGUGUGCAUGUCUGACCACAGGCUGCUAUGUCGGUGGCUUCUUGAAUGCCCUCAUCCACAUGGGGGAAACAUUCAGUCUCUCUUUCUGUAUGUCCAAUGUGAUCCAUCACUUUUUCUGUGAUGUCCCAGCACUCAUGGCUCUGUCUUGCUCUGACAGACGUGUUAAUGAGCUGAUUCUUGUUUAUGUAGUCAGCAUCAAUAUCUUUUUUGCCCUCCUAGUUAUCUUGAUAUCUUACCUAUUUAUAUUUACCACCAUCCUAAAGAUGCACUCAGCUGCAGGAUACAAGAAGGCUCUGUCCACCUGUGCCUCCCACCUCACUGCAGUCCUCAUUUUCUAUGGAACUGUUAUCUUUAUGUACGUACAACCCAGCUCCAAUCACUACAUGGACACAGACAAAAUUGCAGCUGUGUUCUAUAGUAUGGUCAUCCCCAUGCUAAAUCCUGUGGUUUACAGCCUGAGGAACAAGGAUGUCAACAGUGCAUUCAAGAGGGUUGUUUUGGCAGCAAAACUAUCGUCAGGAUUCUGA
Galeopterus variegatus (Sunda flying lemur) is the source of this 936-nucleotide messenger RNA. RefSeq names its product olfactory receptor 5B3-like. Bases 1 to 936 code for a protein of 311 amino acids. NCBI's taxonomy places the organism in Eukaryota, Metazoa, Chordata, Mammalia, Dermoptera, Cynocephalidae. Gene Ontology annotation, cellular component: membrane. Gene Ontology annotation, biological process: G protein-coupled receptor signaling pathway; sensory perception of smell. The record is from RefSeq and is a predicted model, not a curated record. Gene Ontology annotation, molecular function: G protein-coupled receptor activity; olfactory receptor activity; odorant binding. The transcript has a single exon.